Messenger RNA from Zymoseptoria tritici IPO323, 555 nucleotides. RefSeq lists its product as uncharacterized. Bases 179 to 553 code for a protein of 124 amino acids. Lineage: Eukaryota; Fungi; Ascomycota; Dothideomycetes; Mycosphaerellales; Mycosphaerellaceae. The record is from RefSeq and is a predicted model, not a curated record. The transcript has a single exon.
GUACUCGGACAUACUCCAACAAUUCCUUGACAAAGUGGCAUCAGGAGCCGAAAGCAUGGUGGACGGCUUGCGCAACUUCUCAACGCCUUCCUGGCCCAGCGGAUCGGGCUCGCUCCAACUUCACCUUGACCUGUGAUACGGCGCUGCGCAUGGCUAAUCCUUCCGUCUUCACUUCGGCAUGAGCCUCCAUCUUCACAUCGGCUGGCUUCUCGCUUUUAACCUUGCGCUCCUCUUUGACAGCAAAGCUGUCCUCUUCUUCCUCUUCCUCUUCCUCUUCCUCUUCUUCAUCCUUUACAAUUUGUUCCUCAUCUCCUGGGAUACCAUCGUUGUUCUCCGCGUCUGGUUGCUGCUCAUGGUCCCCUGUGAUGACAAUGCGGUGAUAGAAGGGGCCAUGCCUUCGGCCGGUUCGACUGCUGGCAUGCCGGGCAGGACGACUGGCGCGGGUCGGAAUGUAGUCGGAGUCUUCGAUCGAUGGGACUGCUCUACCGCGAGGAUCGUUUUCGCCGACCUCGGGCUGAUCACUAUAAGCGCAAGUGGUCAGUAUGAUGACUGAAG